Messenger RNA from Diaporthe citri, 933 nucleotides. RefSeq lists its product as uncharacterized. The transcript is spliced from 3 exons. The record is from RefSeq and is a predicted model, not a curated record. Lineage: Eukaryota; Fungi; Ascomycota; Sordariomycetes; Diaporthales; Diaporthaceae. Bases 1 to 933 code for a protein of 310 amino acids.
AUGUCGAGUCCAGACAGCCGGAACAAGCUGACUGAGAUGGGCCCAAAGCAAGAGAACCAUGCGCAUCAUGCUCCCGAGGUGGUGCAACAGGACUAUCCAGAGGCCGUUGCGCCGCAGCAACAACAGCAACAGUACAACCAACACCAACAAUACCAACAGUACCAACAGUACCAGCAGUAUCCAUUAAAACCAGAAGAUGCCCAGUACCCACCAGGGAGCGCGCCCUACUCAGCCUACAGCGGCAGCCAGCUCGACCCGACAUCACCAAGGCCCCAGGCCGCCGGUCUGGGCGGCGCGGCGCAGGCGCCCGCGGGCGGCGAGAAGAAGAAGAAGGCCACGAUAUGCGGCUGCACCGUCCUGGUCUUCGUGCUGUGCAUCAUCAUUGCUCUGCUCUCGGCUGCUGUGAUCGGUCUCGCCGCGGGAACGGGGGUGGAAGCAAGCCGGGCGAACACGGCCGACGCGAGGGCCGCCGAGCUGAGCUCGUCGCUCGCGUCCGCAACAGCCACAGCGACUGCCACGGGCUCCGCCGCAUCGAGCACCUCAUUCGCCGACCUGGACAGGAACUGCUCGGCGGAUCCCUUGGCGGUGACGGGGACAACGUACGACGCCUUCUCAUUGUUUGGCAACUACUCCUUCAAGAUCCAGUGCAACAAGGACGCCAAAGGCGGGCCGCUGAUGGCGCUCUUCGCCGCUGACUUCGACACCUGCAUGGACCACUGUGCCUCCUACAACCACUACCUCCCCAACCUGUUCGGCAGUAAUAACACCAACACCACCUGCGGCGGCGUCAGCUUUAUCCCACUGUGGACGCCAAAGGCCGAAGCGCUCAAGGGCGGCGCCCCGGGCAACUGUUACAUCAAGCCCACGCAGACUGGGGACUUGACCGACCCCAACAUCGGCACCGAGUGUCACGCCGCGGUCCUGAACACUUGA